Molecule: messenger RNA, 749 nt
Organism: Bursaphelenchus xylophilus (pine wood nematode)
Lineage: Eukaryota; Metazoa; Nematoda; Chromadorea; Rhabditida; Aphelenchoididae
Source: the annotation of a GenBank genome assembly
AUGGUCCAAUACAAGCUUACUUACUUUGAUAUCCGUGGACUUGGCGAGCCAGCCCGGAUUAUCUUCCAUUAUGCCGGCCAAAAAUUUGAGGAUGAUAGAAUUACUGGAAGCUUGGACUCGUUUAGAGAUCGUAAGAACUGCUGGAUGACUUUUCCAUUUAGGAAUCAGUUUAUGAUUCUGUAAAUCUGUUUUUAGAGCUUCCUUUCGGUCAAAUCCCAGUCCUGACUAUUGAUGGAACCACCAAAAUCGCUCAAAGUCAGGCCAUCUACAGACUUCUUGCCCGCCGUUUUGGUCUUGCUGGAAAGGAUGAUGUCGAACAAGCUCAAAUUGACAGUUAUGGAGACUUUAUCCAAGAUUUGAACCAAAAUGCCCGUCAAUACUUCUUGGUAAAGAACGGCCGUGCUGAGGGCGAUGUUGAGAAGUUGGAAAAGGACCUUCAGACGUAUAUUGAUACUAAAUGGGUCAAGUACUUUGACAGAAUCUUUGAAGUAAGAAGAUUUAUCAUUAUUUUGCUCUUGCAUUGUGGCUGAGUGUAAUUAAUAUUUUUUCAGGCUUCUGGAAGUGGAUUCAUCCACAAAUCUGGGGUUACUUGGAUUGACUUUGUCAUUACCAAUAUCUACGAAACAGCUGUUAAUCUGGAUCUCAAGCCAACUGCGGGUAUCAAGCAUUUCAAAACCAUCCAUGACAAUGUGAAGGCGCUCCCUCAACUGAAAGAAUACUUUUCCCAGAGGAAACAGACACCAUUCUAA